Molecule: messenger RNA, 2068 nt
Organism: Habropoda laboriosa
Lineage: Eukaryota; Metazoa; Arthropoda; Insecta; Hymenoptera; Apidae
Gene: Chi
Product: LIM domain-binding protein 2-like
Exons: 10
Coding region: 1-1905 (634 amino acids)
Biological process (GO): nervous system development; negative regulation of transcription by RNA polymerase II; positive regulation of transcription by RNA polymerase II
Cellular component (GO): nucleus; transcription regulator complex
Molecular function (GO): LIM domain binding
Source: RefSeq, a predicted model, not a curated record
AUGAAGGCCAAUGGGACAAACAAUGGCUGUAGCCGCCUAAACACGCCAUUGGCAGCCACCACCACACUGGAGGAUCCGGGAACGCCAGCCUCUUGGAAGGGCCCGCCGCCCGGCUCGGAGGCAUCGCCCUUUACACCGAACUCCGUCAGCCAGGGUGGAGGCCCUGGUUCUGGUCCCUACAAUAGUACAGGUGGUCCACCCAGUAAUGCGACCUUCCAGGGCCCCAGCCCGUUCCCUGGUGGCGCUGGUAGCCCAGCGGGCGCCCCGCCUUAUCAAGGGCCUCCCCCUGGUUCCGCGACACCCCAGUAUACUGCUUCGCCGGCGCCUAGUGGGUCCUCGACACCCGGUCCUGGACCACCGCCGAAUUCUUCCGGUUUCCCUCCUCCACCGAAUAAUUCCGGGCCCCCGUACAAUGGGCCUGGACCCAGUCCAUUCGGUUCGCCAUCUGGCGGCCCACCUCAGUUCGUCGGCCGACCCGGAUCCUCGGGACCACCGUUUGUUCCUCCUGGAGCAGGGAAUCCUCAUUUUCCCUCGCAUGGCCAACCGUUUGGCGGGCCUCAGUACGGGAUGCCACCUGGAAGCCCAUUUGGCCCUGGUCACCCGAUGACAGGACCCAUCGGACCUGGACAUCCAGCGAUGAUGGGACCUGGUGGACCUGUCGACAGGAUGGACCAAGGAUCGUUGCCUGUCCCCAGGAGGCAUACUCCGUACUUCGGCCAGCCGGACUACAGGCUCUACGAGCUGAACAAGAGGUUACAACAGCGCACCGAGGAAAGCGAUAACCUCUGGUGGGAUGCAUUUGCGACUGAAUUCUUUGAGGACGAUGCAACCUUAACGCUCACGUUUUGCUUGGAGGAUGGUCCCAAGAGAUACACGAUAGGCAGGACGUUAAUACCUAGGUACUUCCGUUCAAUAUUCGAGGGCGGAGUGACGGAACUUUACUACAAUUUGAAGCACCCGAAAGAGUCAUUUCACAAUACCAGCAUAACCCUCGACUGUGAUAACUGCGUUAUGGUCACGCAUCACGGAAAACCGAUGUUCACGAAGGUAUGCACGGAAGGUAGAUUAAUAUUGGAGUUCACGUUUGAUGACCUUAUGAGGAUAAAGUCGUGGCACAUGUCGGUAAGGACGCACAAGGAGCUCGUGCCUAGAACUGUGGUCGGUAUGCAACAGGAUCCGACGAUGCUCGAGCAGCUUAGCAAGAACAUCACCAGGCAGGGCAUCACCAAUUCCACCUUGAACUACCUUAGGUUAUGCGUGAUCUUAGAGCCGAUGCAGGAGCUGAUGUCGAGGCACAAGGCGUACGCGUUGUCACCGCGGGACUGCUUGAAGACGACCUUGUUCCAGAAAUGGCAGAGGAUGGUUGCCCCGCCGGGUAAGAGAGAAUCUCAGAGGCCGGCGAACAAACGAAGAAAGAGGAAGGCAAGCGCCUCAGGACCCGGAAACAACGCACCUCCAGCGCCAAGUAAAAAGAGAUCGCCGGGGCCUAAUUUUGCUCUGGCGUCACAGGACGUGAUGGUUGUGGGUGAACCGUCGUUGAUGGGAGGCGACUUCGGCGAGGAGGACGAACGAUUAAUCACGAGGUUGGAGAACACGCAGUACGACGCAGCGAACAGUCUGGACCCGCACAGUCACGACACACCUGGCGGACCACCCCCGCAUCCUCACCAAUUCCAUUCGGAACCAACACCGGGCAACUCCUGGCCACCAGACCGCGGUCCUGGCCCUCCACAGGGAGGACCCGGUAGCCAGCUAAGAACCUGCCAUUCUCUCGAUGAUACUCACCUCGGACGUCACUAUCGUGAUUGUAGGGAGUGCAGGGCGGACAGGGGGGCGCGGCAGCGGGUGUACAGGGCACGCAGGACGCCAGUCAGCAGCAACAAGACAAGAAGAGCCCCGCGGUGAGCCAGUGAGGCCAGGAGUCCCCGCGCCCCCCCACCAGGGGGCGACGGGGGCGCAGGCCCAAGAACAUGGCUCCCUAGCGGGGCGAGAAUCCUAACCUCCCCGGCGCCUAUCUAGCCUCGUCUGGCUGUUCGGCCAGCUCCAGGCUGUCGCACGUCAGCGUACA